This is a messenger RNA of Eremomyces bilateralis CBS 781.70, 1203 nucleotides long. RefSeq lists its product as uncharacterized. NCBI's taxonomy places the organism in Eukaryota, Fungi, Ascomycota, Dothideomycetes, Eremomycetales, Eremomycetaceae. Gene Ontology annotation, molecular function: A2-type glycerophospholipase activity. The transcript has a single exon. Gene Ontology annotation, biological process: arachidonate secretion; phospholipid metabolic process. Bases 279 to 1070 code for a protein of 263 amino acids. The record is from RefSeq and is a predicted model, not a curated record.
CCUUUCCCUGUCGUUGCGAAAGACGAUGAUAACUUCACCUGGGACUACCAACUUUGGUCUCCUGACGGACUUCAUAUGUCGACUCUCGGCUACAACUUUGUGGGGGGAGAACUGGGAUCCCUUAUCCAGCAAUUACUCAGUGAAGAGAAACCUGAAGAAGAGUAGAGUAGAUAAUUGGACCUGGAGUGUCGACGGCGUUGAAUUCCAUUGCGGACAAGAGCAACUGCCAUUCUCAUCGGCUUGGUGCUUCCCGGUACUGUCAUCGUCGGACAAAUGACAUGUCGAAAGCACCUUCCUCCAAUAUCUCAUCCUGGCUUAUUAUACUGGUAGAGUUGACGACUGUGUAUGAAUUUCCUUUCUCCCAGAUGACGUUCCCAAACCAAAACUUUGUCCGGACAGGAUGGUCUCUAGGGAUUAUCAUUCGAUCCUCGGUUUCUUCGCUCAAAAUCCUUAUCAUGAAAAUACAUUUCCUACUUGCUCUUAUUGCAGCCCUCGGAUGUGAUGGCCGAAGACCUGACACGGAGACACACAUACGGCCAGAUUUAUUCGAAGCCGGAGACUCGUCAGAUCGGAGGGUUGUCUUUCGCACUCGUGACACAUCGGGUCAACGCAGUUCACAUCUCAUGCCGAAAUCAAGCCCCGACAACAGUCUUGAAGGAUCCCCUACGCUUGAAGAAAUCACCGACCAUCUCAUUUUCGACACUAGCCUCAUGGCGUUUCUCCGGGCACGCCGGCAUCAAGAACCCGCAGAAUUGGUCUGGACCUCCGAUGGCUGCAGCGGUGUUCCUAACUGGAUACAAAACAAACCAGGCUUCCCCUUCGUCCCGGCAUGUCUGCGACAUGACUUUGGGUAUCGCAACUACAUGGAUCAAGACCGGUUGACGCUUGAAUUGGUCCACGCGAUCGCCGAGAAGUUCGAAGAGGAUCUAAUGGCGUUGUGCGGGUGGCAACACAGCAUGGCCAUUCGGACUUGCACGAUGAUUGUGAAGCGAAUGGUUCCGAUUGCGCGGCAUCAUUCCGAGUAUGUGAGUGAUCCGUUGCGGUUUUGCUCGGGACCUCUCGGAUUCUAGCGUUUCUCACAGGAUGUCCUCCCAGAUGGCCGCCCCAGUUUCGGGCGUCGGAUUAAGCAGGACAUCGCUGACUUUCUGAUUGGAGACGGGUGACGGACAAAAUGGGGGAUAUUUGUGCGGAGUAGGGACGGGA